Messenger RNA from Fusarium redolens, 1158 nucleotides. RefSeq lists its product as uncharacterized. Bases 204 to 1058 code for a protein of 284 amino acids. The transcript has a single exon. Gene Ontology annotation, cellular component: tRNA-intron endonuclease complex. The record is from RefSeq and is a predicted model, not a curated record. Gene Ontology annotation, biological process: tRNA splicing, via endonucleolytic cleavage and ligation; tRNA-type intron splice site recognition and cleavage. Gene Ontology annotation, molecular function: nucleic acid binding; tRNA-intron lyase activity. NCBI's taxonomy places the organism in Eukaryota, Fungi, Ascomycota, Sordariomycetes, Hypocreales, Nectriaceae.
CAGAACCAUUUCUUUCUCGCCAUUUCUUCACGCGACUCGGACACAAUGAUUAUACACUUAUUAAUCUGUCAAUCCCCUGAUUUUCUGUGACGACACACAAUAAAAUUACGAAGACGACUUAUGAUGUUGUCCUUUUCACACUUGUUUUUGCUCGCUAUACUCAGACGAAGCAUCCGCUAACUCGCAAUGCUUCGAUAGAUACCAUGGCUUCUUUAGAUCCAGCCCCUGUUCGGAUAUCCAAGAUCGCUGGGCGAUAUCUCAUCUUCGAUUCUGAAGCAGCUGCCUUCUUGCGUCGGAGUGAGAAUAUCAACGGUACUCUUGCCGGAACGGCGCCUCAGCAACCGACUCAGAAUAUCUUUCUCGGUCUUCCAAUUGAACUUCGACCGGAGGAGGCUGAAUCGCUAUUGCAUAAGAAUGUGGCUUAUCUUGUAGACGACGUAGCUGUUCACCAGGCUGUUCUCCACAAUCCCAACACAGAGGCGAGGAGGCUAUACCUCGACUCGCUUAGGACAAGAAAGCAGACAGCACAACAAGUUAUUGCUGAAAAGAAUGCCAAGAGGGUUGCAGAAGGGGCAGUGAAGCGUGGGAAAUCCCGUCUUGUGCCCCCUAGCAAUACAGACGACGACAUCAUCACCACUAGUGAAACUAAACCCGCCGUACAUCAGCAGCAAUCUGCUAUCAAAUCUCUGGGCGUCACCCCGACAUCCAGUGGGUUGCUGAUUUCUCCAGAAGCUGACCGGAUAUACCAGGCCACUAACCCUUUACAAGGCCCUUUGUGUGGCUUUCUGCUUACUUCUGGUUACUAUACGACUCCUGGUCUUCGCUUUGGUGCCAAGUAUAGUGUUUAUCCAGGCGAUCCCUUGAGGUUUCAUGCCCAUUUCAUGGCAAACCAGUAUGAAUGGGAAGAAGAGAUUCCCGUGUUGGAUAUCGUAGCAGGAGGCCGCCUCGCCACAGCUGUGAAGAAGGCGUAUUUGAUAGGGGCACAACAGCCACUAGCGAACGGAUCACGGGAUGACCAAGAGAUGAGAACCUUUAGUAUCGAAUGGGCUGCGAUGUAAAAGCUCAAUAUAAUAGAUGCUGUGCCGAACAUAUCCUGACAAGAUGAUUUGAGUCAAACGUGAAAGUCCUUGACCAUUGUGAAUUCAUGCCACCAACUCC